CUUCAUUCUACUCCACUUUAUUCCAUUUCUUUUUACCAUAUCUCUUUUAUUUCAUAAUUUCAAUGGAAAACAGACAAUUCUACAUUCAAUACCUCCACAACCAGCCAGUUGGUUUGAGAACUCAUAUUCUCAACACCAAUACUUUUGUCUGGCUUCAAACCCUGUUUACUGUUGCUGACUUGGUCGCUGCUUACAAGACUGCCACCACUCCCCUCCUUGACGGGAUUUCCUUAGCACACCUCACCAUCCAUUAUGUGGUGGAUGGUCCAGCCAUUGCUGGGAAUACUCUGUUGACCUCCAUUCAGGAGCCGGUUGGUUCCUACAACCAACCGCUUGUCAUCAAGGCCAACAAUGGUACUGGACAAGGCAUCUCUAAUUCAAUGUCAGGAGCUCCAGUAGGUUCGAAUACCGGAAUGGUUUCAGGAACAUUCGAAGAAACUGCAGAUACCGAAACCACUGUGUCACUUUUAAAGUAUCAUCACAUUGCCGAUUCUUUAAAAGAUGACGACUGUGUCGUGCAAAUUGUAAAAAUUAUCCUUGCAGUCACAGCUGGAGAAUUUUCGGGGUCAAGCUUCAAAAAUUUACCGUUUGCAUUUCUCGAGGGCUCAUCUGGCUCAGGAAAGAGUCAGAUGGGCUUUAAUAUCAAAGCCAAUAUUGGUGAUCGGAGGAGAGUGCAUUAUCUCCUGUUCGAUCCUCCCGGUUCGACAUCACAAAGAAUCUACCGCAACUUUGAAAACAUUUCAAAGUUGUUCAGCAAAUGUUAUGUAGAAGAUGAGCACAUGUACACUUCUGAAACUUCAUCUCCAAGCUGUGGUUCGCUGUUCAAAGAAAGUCUAUAUAUGUAUGGAUUUAUUUUUGAACUGCUAUCCAACAAAAUUCAGUCACCCACAGUCAGUAUUGGCCCAAAGACUGGCAAAGAUGUCCAAGAGCUGAUGACUUCCAAAGGAAUCCAUCAACACAGACCAGUGUUUAUUCUGGACGAGUGUAUUGCUAUUUCAGACCAGUCCUUAAAAAAAGUGCGAUUUGUGCGAAAUUGCUUUCGUUCAUUGGGUCUGGGACUCGUUAUGAUGGGAACAGAUUCCAGAGCAGCCAAACUGCAACUCAGCAUUGGAGGAAGCAGUCGAAGUGAUGUUCCAAUGCCGUGGUGUCAUGUGUUUGGGGAAUUUCCAGCAGUAAAACUAGAACUAACAGGAUUGCCACAAACACUACCAAGAUAUCUCAAAUCUAUCAUACUCAACUCAAGGCCACUUUUUGCGCAGCUUGUCGCAGAAGAAAUCGCAAACAAUGCUUCAGAUUUUGACGAAUUGAUGAAAGCAGCGUUUAUUAAACUGAAAUCAGUCAAAAAGAUAUUUGGAAAUCUUUACGGACAACUUGGACAGGUUCGGCUGUUUCAUAACGCUCACUGUCAACUGACCGAUUUGGAAAGCCAAUCGACCAAUCUGGAAAACCAAUCGACUCCAUUGAUUCACUCACACUUUGCCCAGCUAGAUGGAAAAAAAAACUUUAUAUUGAUGAAUGAUGGAUGUAUUCAAGACCAUUCUGCUUCUUGGGAACCGUCUUCGGUGUUUCCAGAGCUAAAGAACGAUAUUUUGCUUUACCUGCUGUUGAUGGGUGGAAAGGGAUUUUCCGCCUGUUAUGCAGGGGAUGGCAAGCAGGUGCCAUAUGCACAUUUUUUGAUGAAAGCCAAGAGUAAUCCGGAUUAUCGCAGCCAUAUUCUAUACUUUUCGAAUGCUGUACAGGAUAGCAAUGAUGGAAUGUUUCUCGAGUCUUUGCUAUGUUCGACAGUCUGUUUGGCUUCACAUUCUAAUGGCGUCAAGGGAAUUGAUCUAAAACCGUUUCUGUUGAAUUUGGUAUAUCAGCUUCAGAUUGAUAAACCUGAUUCCGAAGACGUCUCUAUACUCGAUCUGAACAGGCUCGAUGGUAUAACAUUUACUGUACCUUUUCUUUCACCGCCAAACCAAAAGUGGCCCGAUUUUGUUCAAAUACCUGGUUUGAACUUUAAUUGGUUAUCAAGAGCUCGAAACUCGGAAGGUAUUGAUUUGAAGACUUCCUGUGGACUUUUUGGAGAAUCCAAAGAUCACAAAGGUGUAAUCAGCCUUGAAACAAUGGUGAAUAUCAUUGAUAGGAUUCCUGAAGCAGCAGAGGUGGAACUAGUUUUUACACGAAAACUUCAAGAUUCGUACUUUAAUCCUCCAGCUCCAUCGUUUGAAAUUCAAUUCCAAAGAAAAGGCCAUGUUCUAAAAAAGGCUUACUACAAGAUUGACGCUUCAAAGCCCAACACUUUGCUUGAACCAAUCAAGGGUCUUCCGUGCGACCAGCCUGAUAUGGAUGGAGUUGUUAUUUUCUUUGAGAUCAAUGACAGGGUUAUUAUUUAAUGAGCAUUGAUAUUUCCUCCCAAUAAAUAUAUUUAUUAAUUUGUAC
Batrachochytrium dendrobatidis JAM81 is the source of this 2421-nucleotide messenger RNA. RefSeq lists its product as uncharacterized. Bases 63 to 2375 code for a protein of 770 amino acids. Lineage: Eukaryota; Fungi; Chytridiomycota; Chytridiomycetes; Rhizophydiales. The transcript has a single exon. The record is from RefSeq and is a predicted model, not a curated record.